AUGUUACUUGUUUCAGUGAUGUAUUCCCCGUGGAUAGUAGCGGUCAUUCUCACGGAUUUAUGCCAUGGUAAAGCACUCACAAGCAAUGGUAUUUUAUGCAUUUGUUUUCGCAAUAUUACAGAAGAAUCGAUAAUGGAUGAGACAGUGUUCAGCAAUCCAUUAUCAUUCGAUUAUAAUUUCGACGAUGAUGUGAGAAAACCAGCUGACAUUUAUGACGUUUAUGAUGAACUCGUACCGCAUUUACCGGGAUUCGUUCUUCACAAAAAUGGAAAGGAUAUUGGAUAUGCGCGGGUUCCAAUAGUGACGAGAAGAUUAUCAACGUGGUCCACUCCACCGCCAAGGCAUCGUAAAUAUGAGAAUUACGAUGCAUGGACACCAGCCUAUUACAGAACAUCAAGACCAAAGCCUCAAGUAAGGCCUCUGUCAUCAAAGUCACGUUCAACUGAUCCGAAAGCACUCCAUCAAAAAGCCAACAGGUCUGUUUUUCAUCACCGUUUACUCGUUUUGUUAAGGAUAGAAUUAAACGAGAAAUUGUUCGACGAUUUUGUGAAUUUAAAUAUUACGUUAUCAUCUGCGUGCCUCGCAACAAGACGCAACAUUAGGUGA
Molecule: messenger RNA, 606 nt
Organism: Anisakis simplex (herring worm)
Lineage: Eukaryota; Metazoa; Nematoda; Chromadorea; Rhabditida; Anisakidae
Source: the annotation of a GenBank genome assembly